AUGUGCCCCAAGGUUGCGCGACAAAGUGGAAGGCCUCACCAAACUCUUUUGCGCGACAAAGUGGAAGGCCUCAUCAAAGAGUUUGGUGCGGUCCAGGACCGAUUGCAGAACAGCUACACCAAAGGGUUGGUCGACGGUUUUGAUCGAUCGCUGGUUCCUCGGGCAAUUGAAGCUUGUGCACUGGAUGAUCGUAUCAAGUGGGGCUCCCAGUUAAUGACUGUCUGCAAGCCUGUGAAAACCCAGGCACACCCGAAGGCCACCCCCAAGGCCAAGGCAAGUUUGGCAAAGGCCAAAUCCGCACCGGCCCACACGCCUGGCAAAGGCCAGAAGGCCAAGGACCAUGCCUGCAAAGUGAAACGGUCAAUGGUCGCGAGCAACCUCAGCCGAAAACGGGACAGAGACGAAUUGCCAUCUGAAGAAAAGUUGAGGGAUGUACGGAAUUCAGAACGUGACCUCCACAAGCACUUUGUUCGCUUGGGUUUAUCCUUACCGGUUCCUAUUCGAAAGCUAGAGCACACUCUGUCGGAUGGGGCAUCCGUGGUCACUGAAUACAUGAACCCAUCAGAUUGGCUAAGUUUACUUUUGAAAAGGUACCCGCAACUCAUUGCUGGGGGCGCUUCGCCUUUAGAGGAUCAACUGGAAGGAUUUUGGGAAGCCUACCGCCUGCAGCAUCCAUCCCAUGAAGUUUUUCAAAAGCAAUGCCAGCUUGGGCCCAGAAGGAGUGGCUACUUGGAAGGUACCAUUGAGUGCCCCCUUGGUCUUUCAGAGCAGGAUGUUGAUUGCUCUAGCUGUCAUUCACUCCAGUCUUUGCCCAGCCACUGGCUCCCGAACGAGCCCCAACAAAUUGAUUGUUUGACCCCAAAGAUGCGAAAGAUUGACAAGCUGGGGACAAAUUACUAUGGCCAUUCCUUUUUGAAGCGCUACUACCUGUUUGGGCUUCCUGGGUACCUGUAUGAUGGCGAGCCUGGAAUAAUUGAACAACAUUUGGAGGCUGUGGCUGCUGAUCUGGUUUCUCUUUUCAAUACAGGAGUUUUUGUUGGGGAGAAGCAAUACUUUGGUGCUUUAAUUGCAUCAAAAGGAGACAUGAAGUUCCAGUCCAAGAGCAUUGCUUGGAUGAACCGGUCCUACAAUAACCUUGGAACCCGAAACCAUGCCGGAAUUUGUAGCCUAUGCAAGGCCGGAGAGGCCCACAUCCCCAUGGAAGACGUGCAGCUGGAACCGCAGUGGAAAAGCACCAUGUACUUGGAGCGACCCUGGAGUGAUGAUUGGGUUCCGGCUUUCACAAAAAUUCCCUUUGAUCCAGCUCGUCCGGAAUGGCUGUAUAAACUUGAUUUCUUUCAUUGUUUCAAAGUAGGGCUGGGGAGAGACCUGGUGGGAUCCGGUCUUGUCUGGCUGUGUGAACUCGGCAUCUUUGACUAUGAGAAUUCCAGUCAAAACAUAGAUGACAGGCUUUGCAGAUGCCAUUCUCAUUUCAAACUCUGGGCUUUGACCGAAAAGUAUUCACCAGCUUGCCGUUCAUUUACCAAGUCUUUCAUGAAUCGGAAGACAUCAAUGGAUGCUGCCUGGAGCAACAGUAAAGGCAGUGACACGAUGAUUCUGCUCAAGUACUUGCGCUUUCAACUUUCUUUGGUGAUUCGGGAUGCAGGGCCAGCAGUUGCGCAGCAUGUUCAGAUUUUGACACUUUUGCGUGAUGUUGUUGACCAGGGGAUUCAGAUGUGUGAUCUGAUCUAUUCCCACAAUAUCCUCCUUCCAAGGAAGUGUGCCUCCCGGCUGUAUCUACACAUCAUGGUUCUGAUCCGUGGCUACAAACGUGUGGCCGCACAUUGCUUGCAGCACAAUUUCUCAGGGUUCCGAUUGAAAGCAAAAUUACAUGCCAUCGCCCACAUUGGGCUGGAAAUCCGCGAGGGGCUGAAGACUGCAGCAGCACGUCUGCUGAACCCGGUGAUAUGGGCUUGUGAAUUGAAUGAGGAUCACAUUGGUCAUGUUGCCAGAGUGUCACGGAAGUUGGCUACUAAAACGUUAGGUCUUAGAAUGGCUCAAAGAUAUCUGCUGAAUACCAAAGCGAUUUUCAGGCGGCAUUUUGCCAAACAAAAAUUCACGAAACCAAGAAAGGGUUGA
This is a messenger RNA of Cladocopium goreaui, 2118 nucleotides long. The record is from the annotation of a GenBank genome assembly. NCBI's taxonomy places the organism in Eukaryota, Dinophyceae, Suessiales, Symbiodiniaceae.